UCUGGUAUAUUAUUGUACCAUAUGUGAUGUUGUAAUGCAUACAAUUUGUGCGAUGAAGUCAAUACUCAUCGGCGGAUUUCAUGAGGUGGAAAUCGAUGGUAAACUAUCACAGCUGGUGUACCAUCACCCAAAAUACCAGCCCAUACCACAAACACAAAGCCCAACCUCUUCCGAUGAAGCAGACAGCAACAAUCAACCACUUUUUUUAUGCCCUUAUCCACGAGUUGGGAAUGUAUACUCCGAUUCUCUUGUUUUCCCAGUCAGUUAUUCUCUCGAAUAUGACAUCUCUACAACAAGAAGUCAUCAGCGCGACUCGAAUUUUGGAAUAGACUAUUAUUUUUGUGAGCUCUGUGAUGGAAUAUACCACAAAGAAUGCGUCGAGUCUCCAUUUAUAAUCAAACACCCUUAUCAUCCGGAGCACUCUCUCCAGCUUUCUUAUCGCAAGUCUGAUGCUCCGGAUAUAGAGUGUUUUUGUUGUGGAAGAGGAGCAAUUGAUAUGGUACACUCUUGUACCAAAUGUGAAGCUGUAAUGCAUCCAAUAUGUGCCAUGAAGUCGAUAUCUUUUGUUGUAGACCAGCCAAAGCGUCAUGACCAUCCCCUCACUCUUUUUCCAGAACAAGCUUCCUUAACUUGCAACAUUUGUGGUCUAAUCAGAAAAAACUAUCCCACCUACGUAUGUUUCAGAUGCAGAUUUGUUGCUCAUAACGAUUGUAUGUAUUCUCCAUCCAUCAUCAAGAUAUCCCGUCACCACCAUCGCGUCUCCUAUACUUCUUCCCUCCAGUAUGAAGAAUGGUCUUGUGGAGUUUGCCGUAAAAAUAUUAACGCUGAUUAUGGUGCAUAUAUGUGUGACAAGUGUGAUGAUUAUGCUGUUCACGUAAAAUGUGCUCUACGGAAAGAUGUGUGGGAUGGAGUUGAACUCGAAAGUAUACCAGAAGAAGAUGAUAUUUCACAAGAUGUUGGGCCGUUCGAGAUCAUAUCUGAAGGAGUGAUACUUCAUUUUCUGCAUGACCACCACCUUCGGCUCGAGGUUAGAAUAAUUUAUGAUGAAAAAAAGUUUUGUGAAUCGUGUGUUCUGCCUAUUGUUGAAGGUUAUCGUUACUCUUGUGUUGAAUGUGACUUCGUGAUCCACGAAAUCUGUGCAAAAGAUCGCCGCAGGAUACAACAUGCAUUACAUCCUCAUCCACUUACUUUGAGUGACAAGAGUAAAUAUGAUACGGAUGGCUUCAGGUGCAAUGCUUGUGAUCGAUACUGUGGUGGCUUUGUCUAUAUGUGUCCGAGAAAGGAAUGCAACUUCGAUCUUGACGUACGAUGUGCUUCAGUUUGUGAACCGUUUAACUUCCAAGGUCAUAAACAUCCCUUGUUCCUAGCUUUGGGGCCCGGAGAAAAGCCGAUAUGUCAUGUGUGCAAAUCAAAGAGUCAUACACCAUUAAAUUGCAUCAAAUGCGAUUUUAUUGUAUGUCUCAAGUGUGCUACGUUACCAUAUAAAGUAAAAUAUAAGCAUGACACACACUCUCUCACGAUUUUGUGGGGAGAAGAGGUAUGCGAAAAAGAUUGGUGCGAGGUGUGUGAACGGAACUUAGGAGAUACAGACACAAAAGUGUUCUAUUGGUGCAACGACUGCUGCACAACUCUUCAUAUUGAAUGCUUGUUUGGGGAACUCCUAUAUAUGAAACUUGGUCGGUUUUUAGAUUGGAAUAGGAAAGAGUUCCAAAUUCUUGAGAAAGGUAAUCCUUCUCGACCAUUUUGUGAUUUAUGCAAAACUCGUUGUCAAGGCAAAAUAUUUACGAGAGACAAUCGCAUAGCUUGUUCUUUGAAAUGCGCCCGUGACAUUGUUUAAGUUAUCUCUUUGUUUUUUUUUUUUCUUUUUCUUUUGACAAGA
Molecule: messenger RNA, 1879 nt
Organism: Capsella rubella
Lineage: Eukaryota; Viridiplantae; Streptophyta; Magnoliopsida; Brassicales; Brassicaceae
Exons: 2
Coding region: 35-1837 (600 amino acids)
Source: RefSeq, a predicted model, not a curated record